AUGGCAACGAAAUCAUCUUAUCGAAAAUUAAUUGCUCUUAGUCAAAUUCUUCAAUGUAUAUCUGAUGCCACAGUAGAUGAUGAAAUUCAAAUGACUGAAACUAUGGCAGUGAUGAAGGAUAAUAAAGAAGAAUUACAACGGUUUAUUAUUCGUGAAAUAUUUCAAUUGUUGAAUUCGGUCGAUGGUGUUGCAAAAUUAAAACCAGCAUUAUAUCCUUGUGAAAGAAUCAAGAUAUAA
Molecule: messenger RNA, 237 nt
Organism: Rotaria sordida
Lineage: Eukaryota; Metazoa; Rotifera; Eurotatoria; Philodinida; Philodinidae
Source: the annotation of a GenBank genome assembly